AUGAAGUCCAUCAUCCAGGAGAAGGACAUUAAGAUCCCCGAGGGUGUCACUCUCGAUGUGAAGUCCCGCAUCGUCCGGGUGAAGGGUCCUCGCGGAACCCUCACCAAGGACCUGAAGCACGUCAACAUGGAAAUCAUCCGUGUUGGUAAGAACAAGAUUCGCAUCAAGGUGUGGCACGGUGUCCGCAAGCACAUUGCCUGCAUCCGUACCGUUGCGUCCCACAUCGAGAACAUGAUCAAGGGUGUUACCAAGGGAUUCGAGUACAAGAUGCGCUUUGUGUACGCUCACUUUCCCAUCAACGUCAACGUUGUCAACGACGGAAAGGAAGUUGAGAUCCGUAACUUCCUCGGCGAGAAGAUUGUUCGUCGUAUUCCUAUGUUGGGAGGUGUGAAGAUUGAGCACUCCACCGCUCAAAAGGACGAGAUCAUCCUCACCGGAAACGACCUCGACAACGUCUCCCAAUCUGCUGCUUCCAUCCAACAAUCUUGCGCUGUCAAGAACAAGGAUAUUCGUAAGUUCUUGGACGGUAUCUACGUGUCGGAGAGGGGUCUCUUGGUCAAGGAUUAA
Messenger RNA from Fimicolochytrium jonesii, 567 nucleotides. RefSeq names its product ribosomal protein L6, alpha-beta domain-containing protein. The transcript has 4 exons. Gene Ontology annotation, cellular component: ribosome; cytosolic large ribosomal subunit. The record is from RefSeq and is a predicted model, not a curated record. Gene Ontology annotation, biological process: cytoplasmic translation. The coding region runs from base 1 to 567 and encodes 188 amino acids. Gene Ontology annotation, molecular function: rRNA binding; structural constituent of ribosome. NCBI's taxonomy places the organism in Eukaryota, Fungi, Chytridiomycota, Chytridiomycetes, Spizellomycetales, Powellomycetaceae.